This is a messenger RNA of Striga asiatica, 808 nucleotides long. NCBI's taxonomy places the organism in Eukaryota, Viridiplantae, Streptophyta, Magnoliopsida, Lamiales, Orobanchaceae. The record is from the annotation of a GenBank genome assembly.
GUGAAAUAUAAAAUUUACUCUCCCUCCCCUCUAAACCCUCAACCAAACACCACAUUCAAAACAAUCAAAAGGAUUAUAUGAAGCCCAAUUCAUUAUUCCAACCAAACUCACCCGUCAAGUAUUAGGACUCGUCCUCUUUAAUGCGUUUUUUGCCCGACGUACUUAAACCCUAUUUCAAAGUCCGAACACUCCGCCUCGUAAAAUUGUUGUUCUGUUCACAGAGGAAAAUGCCUUCUGUUGAAGAAUCGGAUGUUGGGAUUGUCUGUUACAUCUCUCAUCUCCCUGGCUUCAGUGGAGUUCUCAAGCAGAGGUAUUCGGAUUUUAUUGUAAAUGAAGUAGAUUUGGAUGGAAAUGUUGUUCACUUAACCUCACUGGAGGCUCCUUUAGAGAUUGCUGAGCAGAAAAAAGAAAAGAUAGCAGAUGUGAUGGAGAAAGAUUAUUCCACCGAGAUGGAGUCUUUUAGAUCUCUUGCUGGUGAUUCUGAUACGGAGAAGUUGAAAGCUUUCAUAGAUCAAAUCGGUGAAGUAGCUAAAAGCAAUAAUGAAUCUGUUGUUCUUUCUCCUAGCUCUGAUAAGUCCCAUCGCACGGCUAUUCAUAACUUCUUCAAGGAGAGACUGAAAUUCCUAGUUACUGACACUGUUGAUGGGCCAGAUACCCUAUCAAAGUGUAUUCGUGUGCGGUUGAAUUCAGGAAGUAAUAAUGACAGGGGAAAGAACUCAAGGAAAAGAAAAGAGCGAGGUCAUAAACCCUAUGAUAGUAGAGGCUCAGACAGUUGGCCUACAGACAUGGGCAAGUUCCUCAGGUGAUG